Molecule: messenger RNA, 2688 nt
Organism: Amoebophrya sp. A25
Lineage: Eukaryota; Dinophyceae; Syndiniales; Amoebophryaceae
Source: the annotation of a GenBank genome assembly
GAACCCGCCUAGGUGUAUUAUGUGAAUGUAGCGACCUUUUUCAUUGCUUCAUCUAGUUUUCAAAUUUGCAUAUUCAUUGGUUGUUCAUGUUCUCGAUUUCUUAGAGAAGGACAUUCAGCUUACUUAUGACAAAAUGACUGUCCUUCCUCAAAAAAUGACUUCUGCCCACGACCAAGAGCAAGACCAAGUAGAGUCUGCUUCUGCAGCUACAGCAGCUGGUGUACGUGUGCCUUCUUCUCCUCGGUGGUCUUGGAAUCGAACCACUGUUUUAGACAAGCUCGUAUUAGGGAGAACGAGGCGUAAAAUCUCUACACCCACGUUCUCGAUUCCGACGCGUCGCGGACUACCGCCAAAUCUCACUGCACAGGCUUUGGAGGAAGUCCUGGACGAUCAAGUGGAAGAUGGGUAUUUGGUGAAUAUUCCCAUUGGUGACAUUGUGGCAACAAAUGGGAAGAAGAUAUUGGUACCAACGAGUGGAACUGGUAGUCGUGAUGGAGCGAAUGGAGAGGGAGACUGCCACGGUUGUUACCUUGAAGGUGAAAACAAGACGAGUGAAGUAGAGGACUAUCUAGGCUACAACAAUACGAGCAAUACUUCUUCCUCCUCUACUUCUAGUCUAGACUCUUCGAGUAGAGCACCAGGUAGAGCAGUUCUCUAUCUGGGUUUCCGAGACGGCUUAACACCUCCGACGAAGAGAGCAGAACUAAAUGGUGGAGUAUCGCAGUUACUUGCUGACACAGGAUCAUUGUUGAAGGCUCCAACUUCUGUCUCUCCAACCUCUGGUCCGCCUAUGACAGGAGUCAGUGAAGUAGAGGCACAAUUGGUGGAGAAAGAUCAAAUAACAGCAACCACCGCAAAUGGACUCGAGGAGGCUUCUAAAGUCGUAGUUUUCAAGAAAAAGAAGCGACGCGUAAUGGCUGUCGACGAGCUACCUGGGAUCAACACAACUGGUGCUAAGCCAACUAACGGAAUGUCUCAACAAAAAGGAGGUAACAAAAACCAAAAUCAAAAAGGAAAUGGGAAAACCUCUUCUAGUAUGUUGACAAUCAAAGAUUGCUUCUCACGCGAGCCAAAGAUGGUAGCCACGGAUGCUCAGACGGGAGCGAAGAGCAUCGCUAUCAAAGACGGGAUGAACAAAAAAGACAUCAAAGUGAAUAUAGGAACAGGAGCGACUACAACUACGACUCCUACUGCUAGCGUUGAGAACAUCAGGAGUAAAGCAGAAACCUCCACGACUGACCCUAAGCCCAAGGCGACUGAGCAGAAUCAGAAGACGCCACAGCCAGAUGUCCCGACUUCAAAAAAGCAGAUCUCCAGCACAUUGAAGCCAGUCACUCUGGAGAAUACGCUUCAUGGUAGCCAGAAGAUCGAGGAAAAAGACGUUUGCUUAUUGGCCAAAAACUUCACCUUCGCGACACAACCAUCAGAGGAAAUUGCCUGUCAAGUCGGUCGCAACCGUGCACAACGCAGUGUUGAGCGGAGUCGCGAUGGGUGGAAAGAAAUCUCAACGACUACAUCUCAAUCUUGUCAAGCAAAAGACCUAAGAGCAGAUACGCCUUCAUUCCUUUACUCCAUCCAAGGUGGCGCUUUUGAAGGUUUGCGCGUGAUUGCCAGUAAGAACGCAACAACAAAUUCAAGAAAUUCGUGUUCCAACUACUCCAUUAAGCAUGUUGCUCCUGCUGGUUUUGCGAUUGGUGGUUUGGGCUUAGGGGAGUCGUUCUCGGACAGAAUGAGGGUCGUGGACACUGUAGUGAAAAGCUUGCCGGAUUAUAUUAUAUCCGCAACAUUCCAGAAGCAGAAGAACGGUGGUGGAGAAGAGAAGAGUGCUGGCAACGGAGAUGGAGAAGUUCGUAGUCUUGCCGACCAAGUGGAACAAACUCAACAAACUGCUCUUCAUCUACUCCAGCCCCGUUUUCUUCAACUAGGCGCUUGUGGGGACGUGAUCGACGUCCUAGAGAUGGCGGAUAAGAUCGAUGUUUUCGAGCUCAGUUUCCCGUUCCAUGCAGCUAAUCAUGGUGUGGCACUUACUUUCGACGUCAGCAUGGAUGACGUGGUCACAGCAGAAGCCAUGUCCAUGACAUCUUCUUCAGCAGAGACUACAACUAGUAGUGUGAAGCCUUGGUGCGUCGAUCUCAACGAAAAGCAGAUGGCAGAUGAAUUCACUCCCAUCGAUCCCAAUGGCGAACACACUCACAAGAACGUCGAAGAACACUACACACGCGCUUAUCUACACCAUUUAUUAGGAUUGCAAGAGUUGGUGGCCUACAUUUGGUUGACGCGACACAAUUUGAGGAAGUAUCGUGCACUUUUCGCAGAGAUCCGAAAGCAUCUGCGAGCUGGUACUUUUCUCGAGUAUCGUUUGUGGUUCUACACAAGGCAUGGAAUUGAUGUCGGAGAAGUGGAGGGGUGGAGAACGGCAUAAAGAACUCAAAUGAAAAUGAACCCCAACGCCAGCCCAAUUGGAUCAUUGAAUUUGAAACAUCGACAAACGUUGACAUUCUCACUACUCACCCUACUGAUUCUCUUCCGAUUCAUAGUGCAUCUUUGGCCUUCCCAGCCGAACUCUGCAACACGACCUUACUAUGACUUUAUUAGUAAAUGUUUCUCUUCCAUUUCGCAUUCGCUUCUCGCCCAAAAUAAAAAUUUACUUACCUGUUGUCUUGUUGGGAUGAACUCGAAAUUCGUAAU